This is a messenger RNA of Epinephelus moara (kelp grouper), 1608 nucleotides long. Its product is annotated as carcinoembryonic antigen-related cell adhesion molecule 5-like. The coding region runs from base 1 to 1608 and encodes 535 amino acids. Lineage: Eukaryota; Metazoa; Chordata; Actinopteri; Perciformes; Serranidae. The transcript is spliced from 9 exons. The record is from RefSeq and is a predicted model, not a curated record.
AUGGAAACAACUGUGAUACACUUCAUCCUUCUUGGAGUCAUCUCAGGUUUAACCAAAGGAGCUGGUGUGUUGCCUGAUGUUCUGAAUGCAGCUGUGGGAGAGAUGGUGAUGUUCAAUACAACACUGACUCCACCAGAGAAACCAUUCCUAUCAGUGGGCUGGACAUUUGAUGGAAAAAAUAUAAUCACUUUCAGUGGUGUAAACUCAACUGCACCAGAGUAUGAAGGCAGGAUCACCCUCUUCAUGUCUACUGGAUCUCUGGAGCUCAGAAAUGUGGCUCUAAAUGACAGUGGGGUAUACAGAGUUAGCAUUUUUCCAUCUGGAGAGCCACAGAAGACAGGUGAUACAAGACUGAACGUAGAUGUGCCAGUUUCCAAUGUAAUAGCAACAGCAAGCAGCACAGACUUGGUGGAGUUCAGCAGCUCCGUCCGUCUGUCCUGCUCCUCCUCUGGAUCCUCUCUGUCUUUCCUCUGGCUGAACGGCAGCUCUGAGGUUACAGCCAGUGACAGAGUUCAGCUCACUGAUGGAGGCGCCAAUCUCACUAUAUUUUCCGUAACCCGCUACGACCAGGGACCAUUCAGAUGUCAAGUGUCCAAUCCUGUCAGUAAUGGCACCAGUAAUCGAAUAAACUUCUCCAUCAGCUAUGGCCCUGAUAAUAUUAAUGUGACAAUAUCUCCAUCACAAGAAUAUUACGGUGAAGGGUCAGACAUCAUCCUGACCUGCUCAGCUGUCUCCAGACCUCCUGCCCUGUUUCACUGGUUUCUGAAUGGAGACCUGCUGUCUGAUACUGGACCAGAGCUCAGACUGAUGAACAUUCAGAUGAAUCACAGUGGUAACUACAGCUGUCAGGCCUUUAACAACAAAACUCUGCGAUAUCAGAUGUCUCAGCCGUCAUUUGUUUCUAUACUGGAGAGAAUAUCAGGGGUCUCUGUCACUUCAUCAACCCAUGUGCCAAUAGAGGGGAACUCAGUCAACUUAACCUGUGAUGCUGCUGGCUAUGUCUUCAGCAGAAAGUGGAUGAAGGAUGGCUCAGAUCUGAUCCUGACUGGUAACAUAAUACUUUACAACAACAACAGAGUGCUGUCUUUUAACAGCCUGAAUAAGAAUGACAGUGGAGAAUAUUCCUGUACAGUCAGCAACUCCAUCAGCAACAAUAAAGCGAAAUACGUCAUGGAGGUCAACUAUGGACCAGAAAAAGUUCAAAUCACAGGUCCAGGUGAGAUACAUCUGAAUGAGAACUUGACUUUAACCUGCUCUGCUGAGUCCAGACCAUCUGCCACUUACACCUGGAUACUGGAUGGGACAAAGAUACACAAUUCUGCUGUGUUCACUAAAGACAACAUUCAGCCCUCUGACAGUGGCACCUACACCUGUGAAGUGAUGAAUAUUGUCACCGGGAGAAAGUUGUCUGCAGACCAUGAAUUGUCUGUAAAAGACGGAGGUCUUUCAGCUGGGGCCAUUGCUGCAAUAGUUGUUGUAUGUUUAGCAUUUGCAGCAGCUGUUGGAGGGUACUACAUUCAUAAAAACAAAACAAAAAACAAAGCUUCACCACCCUCUGAUAAUAAAGAAGAAGAAGAACAUGUGUAUGAAAUCAUUGAGUGGCUGUGA